Andrographis paniculata is the source of this 3491-nucleotide messenger RNA. RefSeq names its product transcription factor FER-LIKE IRON DEFICIENCY-INDUCED TRANSCRIPTION FACTOR-like. The record is from RefSeq and is a predicted model, not a curated record. Gene Ontology annotation, molecular function: DNA-binding transcription factor activity; protein dimerization activity; sequence-specific DNA binding. Lineage: Eukaryota; Viridiplantae; Streptophyta; Magnoliopsida; Lamiales; Acanthaceae. The coding region runs from base 2372 to 3286 and encodes 304 amino acids. The transcript is spliced from 5 exons. Gene Ontology annotation, cellular component: nucleus. Gene Ontology annotation, biological process: regulation of DNA-templated transcription.
GUAAAGAUGAAAGAUUAGGAUUUCAAUAGACACAAUCCCACUUGUGGUCUUAGCUCCUCAAAUCGAUUGACAUCUAGAUGUUUUCCAAUGAAGUGGAAGCGAAGAUCAAUAUGAUUCAUUUUGCUUUGAUGAAUUGAAUUCUUGGAGAUAGUUAUAACACUUUGAUGAUAAGGAUGUCUUGUUUGAUUUUGUAAUCCUUCAACAUGUAUUGUGUCUACAAGAAUUGAAAGCAACACUAUAAUCCAACAAUAAUGUGCUCUGUUUGUGCGCGGAACUUAGAGAUUUGAACUCUGUUUAUUGUUGUAUCAAGACAUCGAAUUCCUUCUAGCAAAGUCCAUAUUAAAACGACCAAGUUGUUCAAGAUUACUUAUUAUGCAAUAUAGUAGUCUUUAAUUUUCCAUAAUUCAAGGUACCAAAGAAUUCACUUGAAAACUUUCAAAUGAUUUACUUAGGUAAAUAUUUUGACGAGUAGCACUUGACAUAUAUGGGCUUUCAAUUAUGCAUAGGAUUUCGAAUAGCCUUCGAAUUUUUCAUUCCAAACUUCUUCGUCAUGUUGAAAACAUAGAGGCUCUAGUUAAUGAAAAAUCUUUUAUUACAUUGGUACACUUGUAAUUCCAAGAAGGAUUUUAGUUCUCCAACCAUACCAUCGCAAACUCAGUCCUCUGUGUCCUCGAUGAUUAUUGUUAUUAUUAUAUAUAUUUUGUUUCAACACAUUUGAAGUUGAUCGACCUACGUAAAUUGAGCAAUCAUAACAUCUUUAUGAUCUCUUUUGAUGAAUAGGGUCUUGUCACUAGUGCCACUUUUAUAUCAUUGUUCGAACAUAUAUUGUGACAUGUGAUAGUUUUUCUUGCCAUAUGCCUUUUGUUUUCUCAUUUUUACAGCUUCCAGAUUAUUACCAAGGUGCAUUCAUUUUUGCAUUUUCGUUUCUUGGUUAGAAAAUUCUCGAUGCUCGUUGGAGUUAGCAUCUUGAGUUUGCAAGUAAUUUAUUCUACUAACUCCGUGCCAUAAGAAAGAUUUUAUUGUCAUUUUCGUCCGUUCCAACACAAGCUAUCAUUUUCUAAUUUAGUAAUUGUACUACUUACCUAACAUAAUAAAUACUCUUUCAAAUUUUAAUUUACAAUAUAUUACACAAAUGUCACAAUCUUUAGAUUACACAAUAUUAAUAUUCAAAAUUUAUGUGCAAAAAGUAAACGUUACUAUUUAUACGGGACGGAGGGAGUAAUUAGUUUAUUUGUUUUAUUUAUCUUUUACUAAGGGCAAUUUUGUCUUUUUCUUGUCUUAUUCAUAUUUUUUCAUUGUAGGAAGUUAGUUAAUCUUUCAUUCAUAACUAUGAUUAUGAAACCGGCUGCGAAUUUUAAUUCAGCACUGUGCUGAAAAACACCCAAUAUACUAACAAACAACAUACAAUAUUACUAUUGACAAUAUAUUAUUUAUAUUAAUAUAUAUCUUACAAAUACCGCAUAUAGACUAACAAAUGAUAUAGUCUAACAUAUCAUAUACAACAAUUGAUUUUAAUACAUUAUAUAUUUUUCUACGUCACAUGCUGUAAUAUUAUGAACAUGCAUCAUAUGUCUUUAUUACAAACAAUAUACGUUAUAUGUAACAAAGACAUGUGUUACUUUUAUUUUUUACGUGUGCUAUUUUGAAAAAUCAGUCUAAAUCGGCACCGUAACCCUUCUCCUAAAACCAUUACAAAAUAUUCGAAUUUGUCAUGAAGCAUAUUAAAAUUUCCAAUUGGGCCCUGUUCUUAUUUUGCUUUCCGAAUGAAUUUUGAAGAUUUUUGUCAUAGUGUUGGUGGAAAUACCAAUGAAUUAUAUGAUUAAUUUAAACAAUCUCUCACUGAUCAUCAUCAUCACCAUCUUCACAGCUAAGGCAUUGCAUUAAGUGAGGAAAACCUGUGUCAAGAGUGUGUCCACAAUUUUAUAAAUUUGUACUUAUGCAUUUAGGCACGUAGUGCCCUUUGCCUGCUCGACGUUUCGCACACCCUCACCACAAAUUUCAAAUUAAUUAAUUUUACAAACAAUUAAUAAUAUAUAUAUAUAGUAUCUUAAUUAGUUGUUUCAGAGCUGAGACAUGGUCAAAUGUUGUCACUAAUCCAUAUUUUAGUCUCAGAUGAUUAAGACUGUCCUCAACAAUUGAUUAUCAAAGUUUAAUUUGUUUGCUUGAUAGAUCAAUAUGAUGUCUAGAUCAAUAUGAUGUCACACAGGCAUUUAUUCGAUUAAAAAAAUGCAAACCUUCUUUGUCAACUUCUUGGGGAUUAAACAAAUAUUCAUCCCUAAGUAAAUUAGGUUCGAUUCUUUUCACAUUGUCCAAUAUAUAAAUACCCAAUGCUUGAUGUUCAUCAUUUAUUAAUUUUUUUUUUUUAAAAAAAAUGGAGAGUGGGUAUCAAGAGGGAGUUGGAUUAGUAAUCCCCUUUCAAGAUGAGUUCCCAUAUGCAUAUUCAAAUGCAAAUGAUGAUUUAGGGUUUAUAGAUUUCAUGGAUGAAGCUAAUUUUGAUCAAUUUAUCGACCUAAUCCGAGGAGAUGAUGAAGAAGAAAAUCCUAUUCAACAACAACCUAUUCUUCGCGAACAUAGUAAUAUGAGUGGUUUGAUUGAUGAUGUUAUAAAUCUUGUCCCUCCUCCGGUGGAUGAAUUGUUCGAUUUUAGCGUUGUAACGGAGGUUGAGUUAUCGCAGAAUGAGGAUGCGACGACAAAGAAGAAGAGCUGUAAUAAUAAUAAUAUUAAGGUUGAUAGAUCAAAGACAUUAAUUUCGGAGAGGAAGAGGAGAGGUAGAAUGAAGGAAAAGCUCUAUGCUUUGCGCUCACUCGUUCCUAAUAUCACUAAGAUGGAUAAAGCUUCCAUUGUCGGCGACGCCGUGUCUUAUGUCCGAGAUUUGCAAAUGCAGGCGAAGAAUCUCACUGCUGAGAUUGCCGGUCUCAAGACAUCGCUGUCUCAAUCUUCCAGCAAAAACAAUGUUACAAGAUUCUAUUCUACUACAAGAAAGAUAUUUAAGAUGGAUGUGUUUCAAGUAGAUAAAAAAGGGUUUUAUGUUAGAGUUGUCGGUAACAAAGGGAAUGGUGUUGCGGCAUCGAUUUAUAAAGCCAUCGAAUCCGUCCCAUGGAUCAUCGUCGAGAGCUCUAACUUGACUGUUUCUGCUGAAAACUAUGUGGUGGCAUUUACUUUGCAAAUUGUGGAGAAGAAGAUGGAGGCUGCAAGUUUGGAAAAUUUGAAGGUGUGGAUUUCUAGGGCUUUUAUCAAUUUAGGGUUUCAAUUUGAAGUCUUGAUUCCAAACACACAUGCCUCUUAAUUGGGAUUCUACCUUUGUAUUGUGUUAAUUAAACCACACAAACACAUAUGCAUACUUGAUAUAUCAUAUAUAUAUAUAUAUAUAUGUAUGUAUGUCCACUCGAUUGGGGUACUGAUUUAAAUAAAUUAACAUUGUACCGACAACACAUAAAAUAUAGACUGUCAGUACAUAAUUUGAAUAAAUAUAACACGUGCUCUAUUUGAUU